UGCGUCGUCUGUUGCCCGGCAAAGAAACGCAGUCGGUAGAAGGCGCCUUGGUAAAAACUUACAGAUACUGCAGGAUGAAUUAAUUAUUUGAAUGCUGAGCAAGACCAAAAGGACAUCUUUUGACAUUUUGCUACGUAUAUCAUGUUGAGAUUGCAAUGUGUUCUGCAGUGAUUAUGUGUGCUGUUAGGCCAGACUGCUAAUGAAGGCUUGCAAUACAUGGUAGUAGCUCAAAAAAAGAAGGCCUUGGAAACUGGAACAAGUUUCUGAAACUAUGACAGUUCCUUUCAGCACUUUGUGCAGGAAGCUGUUGUAUUUGCUUCCUCAUUAUGGACGUUUUGGUUCUCUCUUAAAUCCUUACCAUCACCUGCUAAGACAGUACUCCUUUUUAAAGACUGAUCUGGUUACAGCUGCUGAUCUGGUCAGCUACUGGCAAGAUGUGUUUGAAGGAAAUGAGAUCCCUGAAGCACAGGCAUCUUCUGAGUAUAUUGUUUCCCAUGUCCUGGGAGCAAAAACAUUUCAGAAUUUGAGUACCAGCAGCCUCUCAACUCCCCUCUCAGCAAAACAACGGGAACAGGUCCAACAGCUGUGUGCAAAACGGCUACAGAGAAUGCCCAUCCAGUAUGUCCUUGGUGAAUGGGAUUUCCAGGAUCUGACACUCAAGAUGAAACCUCCAGUUUUUAUUCCUCGACCAGAGACUGAGGAACUAGUUUCCCUUGUUGUAGAUGAAGAAUACAAGAAGAAAUUGUCUUCAGCAUGUUGCAAGAGCAUCUGGCAGCCCCCAGAUACUUUUGGCCCUGUGCUUCUGGAGAUUGGCUGUGGAUCAGGAGCCAUUGUGCUGAGUCUCCUAAGAAAGCUGCCCCAAAGCCAGGCAAUAGCCAUAGAUAAAUUAGAAGCUGCUGUAAAUCUCACAAAAGAGAAUGCUGAAAGGUUACAUCUGCAAAAGAGAGUAAAAAUUCUUCACCAUGAUGUCUCCUCAAGUUCCUGGGAAUGUUUGCUGCCCUGGGGUUUGGUAGACAUUAUAAUCAGUAAUCCACCUUACAUCUUCCAUGAAGACAUGAGUCACUUGGCAGCAGAGAUCCUUCGCCAUGAGGACCUUGGCGCCCUGGAUGGAGGAAAUGAUGGGAUGAAUGUUAUCAAAGAAAUUCUGAAUCUCACCUCUUACAUCCUGAAAGAUUUUGGGAGUGUGUAUCUGGAAGUUGACCCCAGGCACCCAGAGAUGAUAAAGAACUGGCUGCACAGUCGUCCUGACUUAUCCCUCUUUGUGUCUUCCACUCACAAGGACAUUUGUGGAAAGCCAAGGUUCCUGCAUAUCCGAAAAUAUGGGAGAAGAAGCUACAAAAGGUCAUAAAUAGCUCUAACCUUCUGCUACUCCUAUCUUGCGGGAUGAGUCCCUCAUGUUCUAGAAUUCAGUACUGGAACAGGCCUUUGGCGCUUUGUUUCGCUAUCUGGGGCUUUUUAUCAGGGUAUAUUUUCAGACAGCCAUGAUAAAGAAGUUGUGUCUUACCUCAUCUGCAAAUGAUUGGCAUUUCAUUCUUGAGAUGACAGUUCCUUACCAGUAAUGGAUAACAUGAUCAUUGAAAAAUGUUUCUUGUGCAUUUGACCUAGCUGCAUCCAUUUGGGGGGGAUGACUUUUACCUACAAGUAGUUUGCAUCAGGAAGAAGUUCAGGACAUAAGUCUUCUAUAUUCAGCCGGACAGAACAUCCUACAUGAAUCCCACCCUGCCUGAUCCACAAAACUACGUGCCAGUACAAGCCUUACAAAAAUGAAUGUUAACAUGGGAUGGUAGGGAGAACUAAACUUUGCACUGACGAUUCUGGCUUUAAUAAGGGGAGGUGUGCAUAAGUGCAAACCCAAGAACAGGCUAUAUUAUAUUAUACUACAUGCUGUUAUGGAUUUAAAGUUCUUGAUGGAGUUUUGUCAAUUUCGGUUUAAAUUUUAUGAUGUAGUAAUUUAUAUUAAUAAUAUUGUACUUUUUUGCUAUUUGCUAUG
Molecule: messenger RNA, 1990 nt
Organism: Eublepharis macularius
Lineage: Eukaryota; Metazoa; Chordata; Lepidosauria; Squamata; Eublepharidae
Gene: HEMK1
Product: HemK methyltransferase family member 1
Exons: 11
Coding region: 272-1348 (358 amino acids)
Biological process (GO): protein methylation
Cellular component (GO): mitochondrion
Molecular function (GO): protein methyltransferase activity; nucleic acid binding
Source: RefSeq, a predicted model, not a curated record